Messenger RNA from Planococcus citri (citrus mealybug), 1208 nucleotides. RefSeq lists its product as uncharacterized. The transcript is spliced from 7 exons. Lineage: Eukaryota; Metazoa; Arthropoda; Insecta; Hemiptera; Pseudococcidae. The coding region runs from base 202 to 969 and encodes 255 amino acids. The record is from RefSeq and is a predicted model, not a curated record.
GGCGUUAUAAUGAGGAUGAACGAUUUGAAUUUUUUUUAUCCGCGAAUACUAUACUUUUGCAAGAGAUCUUACAAACAUUAUCCAAAUUUUAAUGAAAUUGGCGUGGUAUAUACUGAAACUGAAUCGAUACCAUGUUGGAAAUAAUAACACAACAUCAUCAAUAUUUAAGAAGUCCAAAGUGUCUCGAUAACCGGCCUAGUGAUGCCGGAAGCGGUACAAAACGGCGAAAAAAAGGGCGCCGUUUUAGACUGUUUAUACACCUUAAGUUCGCAAGAACUAUCGAAAAAUUCCGGUCUAGUUGUGAAGUGGUUUUUUAAUCGAAGUCCGAACCCGGUCUAUCAAUGGAUACAUAAUCAAAAACCGCAAGACGCCGGUAUACUCAAAGGACGUUUAAAAUUAGACUACAAAGCGUCGAAUAAUCACUCGUCCAUGUACAGAGCCCUGUUCAUAGUCACCCCAACGGUAGAAUUAUCCGGCGAGUAUAAAUGCCUAGUUUCAACCUAUCACGACGAAGAUUUCUCCAAAAAACACUUGCUAGUUUACCAGCCAGAAAGAAGAAUGGAUUUUUUCCACAGUAGGCAAGAUAUGGAUAAGAUAAAUGUUUCUUGUAGAGUAGAAGGAGUUUUUCCUAAGCCGAAGCUAUAUUUAUUCAAAGAUCCUGACAGAGCUGAUAAUAUACCCGAAGAAGAAGUAACCAUAAACAUGUACGAAAGAAGCGGCUAUUUCGACGUGACGACGUCAGCGAUAUUUAACGAAGCGUACUUGGAAUCACCGACUGUGUUCGACUGUGAAAUGAAAAUACCAGGAACGUCGUACUUUAAAAGAAAAACGCUUCUUUAUUUUCCAGGUGCUAUGGAAAGCUUAUCUUCUAAAGUCAGUGGAAGUGCUGUAUACGUACCGUUACAAGUUAUAUAUGUCUUAUUAAUUUCAAUGUGCUGCUUUUCAACGUUCUACUCUAGAUGGAGUUAAUUUAAUCGAAAUACAUCGCUUUGCUCAAAAUGUCAAACAAUAAGAAGGCAAAUGCUGGAAUUGGCAUUAUCUUUGCCAUACUUCGGUUAACGUACAUGUAUUUAUUUUGCGUUAUGUAUAUUGGAAUUUUUCCCUCUUUUUUCCCCCCUUAUCAUUGUGUAUAUAAUGUAUUUUUUUUGUGAAUUUUUGUAAAUUUUAUUCUUGUUUUAAUAAAUGCUAUUUUUUUGUUUUUUUUUCUA